This is a messenger RNA of Limulus polyphemus (Atlantic horseshoe crab), 2990 nucleotides long. Its product is annotated as kinase suppressor of Ras 1-like. Bases 43 to 630 code for a protein of 195 amino acids. The record is from RefSeq and is a predicted model, not a curated record. The transcript is spliced from 2 exons. NCBI's taxonomy places the organism in Eukaryota, Metazoa, Arthropoda, Merostomata, Xiphosura, Limulidae.
GGUGUUUGUGCUGAAAUCAAAACAUUUGAGGACUUAUUGGAAAUGACAGAGCAUGAUCUUAAAGAUAUAUUACAUAAGUACCAUGGUCGAGAUGAAGACAUCAGACGACUUCUUAUUGCUAUUAGGAAUCUUAAAAAAUUUACAGGUACGAUAAGCAAAAAGCAAAUCCGAGGUGAACCAUCGAAUGCAUGUGAUCUGGAUCUUCACUGGGAAUCAUGGGAUAGAACAGAUAGAACCACUCGAUCGUCAGUACCAUCAGAAGAAUUGUUGAAGUGCACUCCUGUAAAACCACAGAGUCCUCCUGCAGUGGGAGUAAAGCAUGCUAACCAAGCCAGCACCCCUUCACUCUUUCACAAUUACUCUUCCUCGGCUCUUCUUCAGACACCGCUUUCCAGUAAUAAUUUACAGUCCUUAACAGCACCAGUAAUCAAAGAACGUCGAUACACGCCUCCACCAACGCCCCCAAUUCUUGGAAAGAAAGGAGAUAAAAAAUUUCCAACCACACCACCUCCAACCAAGAAGCACCAGACAAACCUCUUGCCUGAAGCUUUUCCACUUACCAAGAGUAAAUCACAUGAAGAACAUUUAGCAAACAGGAUAGAGCCUUUGGACUCGGCAGUUCUCAGGUGAGAACCUGGGAAUAAUACAAAAUGAUUGCUACACUUGCAUAUUCUUUUUUGUACACAUCAGUACUGUGGUUCAGUUUUUAUAUUCUUUUGAUUGUUUUCUCAGUUUUGUAAUUAACUCAUUCAAAGUAACAUUUAUAUAGUGACAGCUUUUUCUUAUCUUUAAAUCAUUUUUUAAUCACUAAUUAUAUUUGGUAGUUGUGGAUAACAUGGAACCUUUUUUUCACUAGCUUAAUGAAUUGGAAUUUGUCACUUCAUUAAUAUUAAUCAUUAAUACUUAAAUGGAAUCACUUGAAGGUUUUAAGUCACACUUUCAAAUAUAAGACAAACUCUAAGGAGUAAUAAUUCAACAAGCCAAAUUUUCAACCAUGGUUUUAUCAAUAACACUGACUGAAAGUCAAGUACCUUGAAUCUGAGUAGUUUGUGUAAUGUUCAGUAACUGAUGGGAAAAGAAAAUUCUUUCUAAUAGUGCUGCUUAAAGUAACAGUUAUUGAUUAAAUUCAGGCAAGCUAUUUCAUUAACUAAAAAUUUGCCCUGGCUGUUAAAUGUGAAACUAUUGAUAUUGGAUAUCCACUGCAAAUUGUUCUGUUUUAUCUUCAUUUUUUCAACUCUGUUUUGCUCUACUUCUUAUUGAGAUUAUGAUAGGAGGCUUUUGUCCAUCUGUAGAACCAAGUUUAACUGAUUUGCAUCUGGAAGGAGUGUAUUGUGCAUGUCAGUUAUGUUAAACUCACCUUUUUUUGCUGAGACUUGGGAUCUGUGAUUGGCUGUUGUCAAGAUGCCUUUUUUUUUGCAGUUACUUGCAGCUUUAUUCUUUUUGAUUGGCUGCUGCCGUCCUACUAGUUCCCUGAUUGGUUUGUCCCUUGAUCUUCUGCCUUAUAAUGCAGUAUUGGUGAAGAUACAGUUUUCAUAGAUUGAAAAUCCUUUACAUCCUCUGAGAAUAAAGGUUACUGCCCAAAGAAAACAGUUGGCCUGACCAUCUUUACUACCACCAGUUGAAUUUAUCAAUCAAUCUAUAAUAAGCAUUUUCCUGGGCACAAAUUUUAUUGAUCAAUCUGUUACAAGCAUUGUUCCUGGGCACAAAUUUUAUUGAUCAAUCUGUUACAAGCAUUGUUCCUGGGCACUAAUGUUAUCAAUUAAUCUGUCACUUACAUUGUUCCUGGGCACUAAUGUUAUCGAUCAAUCUGUCACUUACAUUGUUCCUGGGCACUAAUGUUAUCGAUCAAUCUGUCAUUUACAUUGUUCCUGGGCAAUAAUGUUAUUGAUCAAUCUGUCAAAUACAUUGUUCCAGAACACUAAUGUUAUUGAUCAAUCUGUCACAUUGUUCCUGGGCACUGACAUUAGUGAUCAAUUUGUCACUUACAUUGUUCCUGGGUGCUAAUGUUAUCAAUCAAUCUGUCACUUACAUUGUUCCCGGGCGCUGACAUUAUUGAUCAAUUUGUCACUUACGUUGUUCCUGGGCACUAAUGUUAUCGAUCAGUCUGUCAGUUACAUUGUUCUUGGGCAAUAACGUUAUCGAUCAAUCAGUCACUUACAUUAUUCCUGGUGUUAGUGUUAUAAAUCACUCUUUCACCUGCUUUUGUUCUUGGCACAAACGUUAUUGAUCAAUCUGUCAUUUACAUUGUUCCUUGGAUGUUAACAAUAUGUACUAACUGGUUAUGAUCUUUAUUCUGUAUUGAACAUAAAACUAUUAGCUGAUAUGUUCCCUAGAGGGAACAAGUGCAAAAAUAAAUAUACUGGAACAUGGACACUAAAUCUAAGAUUCUGUUUGACCCUGGAGUCGUUCACCAUUUCUGUUUGGUGUACAGAUAUUAAAUUUUAACUUUUUUUCUUCAUGAAUUACCCUAAAUAAGUGUCAGAAAAGGACAAAAUCUCAAUUUUAAAAUAGUUUUGAUUUAAAAUUAUUUAAAUAUUUAGAAUUGACAUGUAAAAUUGCCUUAAAAAUUUGUGGCUAGAGGAAAUCCUGUCUUCAGGUACAAUGAUUUAUGAGUAAGUUAUUUUGUUCAUCCUAAACUGUUGUAUGUAAAAAAUGCAUCAUACAGGAAAAGUAGUUCAAAACCUGUAACAACCUGAAAAUAAUAUGAUUAAUAGAGUUGUGGGGAUUCUUUUCUACAUAUUUCCACAAGACUGUUAUAUUAAAAGGACUGAAUUUUUAUUGAUAGUAUAUUAUUUUAUAAUGUUUUCAAACCACAAAUUUUUAAAUAAAGUUAACAAACUUUGUUAUCCCAAAUACAUCAACAAUGUUAACCCAAUUACUCCUGGCUACUCUAUUAGAGAGAAGGUAACGUUGCUGUGGUCAUAUUUAAUUUCAAAAAUAUAACUAGUGGAUGAAACUAUUUAAAAUUUGACAAAAACGUUCCUAAAAGU